Messenger RNA from Closterium sp. Naga37s-1, 1857 nucleotides. Lineage: Eukaryota; Viridiplantae; Streptophyta; Zygnematophyceae; Desmidiales; Closteriaceae. The record is from the annotation of a GenBank genome assembly.
GGCUCGGCGGCGAAGCAGCGAGCAGCAGCGCUGGCAGCGGCGGCGAGGGACCGCCUGUUGGGUCGAAGGCGCUCCCUGGGGUCUUCCCCGAUGUCAACCCGGCGUGCAUCGCCGCGGGACAGACGGAGUCAGGCAGGACGGCAGCACCGGCUGGCGCACAAGCAGCAGGGGCAGCACAAGGCGCAGCAGCGCGUGCGGGGAAGCCGGUCACAGCAGCGGAUCGAGGCGCGGCAAGGCACGUCGUCCGCGCAGCUCACCACUUCCUCGCAGCCUCUCUCGGGGGUUACCACGCUGAGGCUACCCCUUACGACGCCGUGCGACGACGACGACAAGGCGCAGCUGCCGUGCGAGUCGGUCGCAGCACUCCCAGCGAUGCCGUACGAGAGAGCCGCGGGUGGCGCGAGCGAAGCGGGCGUGGCGAGCUGCAGGAGCGACAGCGAAAGCAGUAGCAGCAACGGCGGCGGUGGCGGCGGUGGCGCGUCCAUCGGCCGUGUUCACGACGUCGUGGGCAGCGAGCGGGGCAGCAGCGCCCGCGCGGACGACGCCAGUCGGUCGUUCAGCGGUAGGAAGAGGCCCGCGGGGGAAGGCGCUUCACCAGCGGAGCGGGCGGCAGACGAAGCGCACAUCUGCCGAGAGCGGGCGCGCGGAGAGCCGUCGUGUGUGCAGGCGGAAGCGCACAUGGGCGGUAACGUUGCGAGGGGCGAGGAGGAGCGCCGUGGGGAUGCGAGUCGCGGCAAGGCGAUGGCCGUCGAUGACGCGUUGACGAUGACGAGAGGCGCGGCGUCUGCUGCGAGCCACGGCCCCUCCGACCUCACCAAGCAACCCGUGCGAGAGCCUCAAGGCGUCCGGGGGCCGUCACCGCCAGCCGAUGCGCUACCCAGCACCAGCACUGCCGUCCCAGCACCCCUCCCCGCCGUUCUGCCAGGGCAAGCCGUCUCAUUGCCGCAGCAGGCGAGCAGAGCGGCCCCGGGGAAAGGGGGACAUCGAGGGACGACGGUGCGGGACAUCGACUCGUCGUCGGAUCCGCAGCUGUGCGGGCGAUACGUGGCGGACAUCUAUGGCCACCUCCGCGCCGCCGAGCAGCGCAGCCAGCCGCGCGCGGACUACAUGGAGGCGGUGCAGAAGGACGUGAACAGCGGCAUGCGCACCAUCCUCGUCGACUGGCUCGUUGAGGUGGCAGAGGAGUACAAGCUGGUACCGGAUACGCUCUACCUCACGUGCGCCUACCUGGACAGCUACCUCUCCGCCCACACUGUGCCACGCAGCCAGCUGCAGCUGCUCGGCAUCUCCUGCAUGCUCAUCGCCUCCAAAUUUGAGGAGAUCUAUGCGCCACAGGUGGACGAGUUCUGCUACAUCACCGACAACACGUACACCCGCCUCGAGGUGUUGCAGAUGGAGAGCCGAGUGCUGAACCAUCUGGCGUUCGACCUGAGCAAGCCCACCAUCAAGAGCUUCCUCAGGAGGUACAUUCGAGUUGCCCAAGCCAGCCUCAAGGACCCCUCGCUCAAGCUGGAGUUUCUGAGCAAUUUCUUCUCGGAGCUAGCCCUCACAGACUACUCCUGCCUGCGCUUCAAGCCCUCGUGCCUUGCUGCCUCCGCCGUCCUCCUCGCCAAGCUCACUCUCUUCCCAACCCUGCCUCCCUGGACCGCUGCUCUGGCGGCUUGUUCGGGGUAUGCGUGUGCUGACCUGCGGGAGUGUGUAGCAUGCCUGCAUGCACUGCAUUCCUCCAACGGACGCGCACCGCCCACUGCCGUGCACCAGAAGUAUUGUCAGGCCAAGUUCAUGGCUGUCGCCUCCAUCCCCCUGCCCGCACUACCACCGGAGCCCCACUCCUCACGUCACUCCCCAGCCCACUAG